Cataglyphis hispanica is the source of this 2319-nucleotide messenger RNA. RefSeq names its product probable serine hydrolase. Bases 882 to 1820 code for a protein of 312 amino acids. The transcript is spliced from 8 exons. The record is from RefSeq and is a predicted model, not a curated record. Lineage: Eukaryota; Metazoa; Arthropoda; Insecta; Hymenoptera; Formicidae.
CAUCGUUAACUUCAUCAUUAAUAAAUUACUAGUCAUUCCGAACAGUAGAUCAAAAACUAGAAUUUUAUAAUUGUAAGGAGCUAAGGAAUAAAGAUAUAUUUUAUUCAAAAAAGAAAAACUUUAAAAAACUAUUUGUCUGUGAAUCCCAAAUUCCAAAAAGAUUAUAGUCAUUGUAGAUGGACCUUUACAUAAAUGCAAAAAUAUGGUAAUACGUGACAGUGAAAUGACUAUAUUUUAAGAAAAGAAAAAGGCACACACAAGAAAACACGUAUCUAGAAUAGAAGUCUCGAUUGCAUCAUUAAAUUAAGAUUUUCUGUACUAGCAGUGAAUUUUGGAACACAGUCACUGAAUCAUUUGUUCUUCCCCCUUCCUACUUUAAAUGAACAACUGUUCUCCAGUGACGCGCGAUGGAUAACACACCAUGUAUAUGAAAUGAGGAACGAAGAUAUCAUCUACGACUGCAGUUUUGUUUAAACUAGCAGCUUAUUUCGAUAGAUUAAAAUAAAGAAUUAAGAUAAAGGAUGUGUUUCAUUGACGUUACAAAAAUGCAAAAAAAUUUUUAAUUCAAAAGAAUAAAGAAAUUUGAUUGAUCAAUUAAAUGAAUCGAAUGAUUUGUAACGAUACUUUACACAGCGUAAUUUAUGAUCUGAAUACUUUUUUCAUUGGACACACACAUACACACACACACACGCACCAUACCAUAACCUGAUGUAUAAAAUGCCUUUAUAUGUAAAAAAGUGGAAGACAAAAGAGAAUAUUUUUCCUGAAUGAAUUCAGUUUUUCUAAAUCUUCGCCUAAGUAAAGAUAUAUAUAUAUUCUCAUCGAAAUUGCAAGCAUUUUGAGCGAGUAUAAAUUUGAAUUGAAAAUUUUUAUACAUCAAAAUGGAUUCUACAAGAAAGAACUCUGUUAACAAUGCUGUAAAUAGAUGUAAAAGGGAAGAUGCCAAGGAGAUUCAGAUACCAAUGCCAUGGGGUUACAUUAGUGGCAAAUGGUGGGGCCCAAAAGAGCUCCAACCGAUAGUGGCACUGCAUGGUCGUCAGGAUAAUGCAGGCACUUUUGAUACAUUAAUGCCAUUGAUGCCUGAUGAUGUUUCUGUUCUUUGCUUGGAUAUGCCAGGGCAUGGUUUAUCUUCCCAUUAUCCAAAGAGUCAAUUCUAUUAUGUCUAUUAUGAUGGUGUCAUAUUCCUUCGUAAAGUCAUUAAAUAUUUCAAAUGGGAUAAGGUAAAACUGCUUGGCCAUUCAUUGGGUGGUGCUAUAUCAUUUUUGUAUGCAGCAUCAUACCCAGAUGAAGUCGAUAUUCUCAUAAGUUUGGAUAUUGUUAGCCCAAGCGUGAGGGACAUUACAAAAAUAGCUGCAAUGACUGGAGACUAUAUUGACAAAUUUUUAAAAUAUGAAUUAUUAACAUUGGACAAUGUACCAUGUUAUGAGUACAAUGAAAUGAUUAACAUAGUGGAAAAGGCAUAUGAGGGUUCUAUAACGAAGGAAGGAGCAGAAAUAUUAAUGAAACGUGGCAUGCAACAAUCAUACACACAAGGCAAAUAUUACUUUUCCCGAGACCCAAGACUAAAGGUUGCCAUUUUGGGUAUGUUCUCUCUAGAUUUAGUACUUGAAUAUGCAUCCCGUAUAAAAUGCGCAUACCUCAACAUUCGUGCUGUUCCUGGGAUGAAGUUCGAGCAACCUGAAAAUUAUCAAAAAGUAUUAGAUAAUAUAAAAUUGGUGGCUAAAAAAUUUGAAUAUCACGAAGUGAAAGGUACUCAUCAUGUACAUUUGAAUGAACCUGAAAAAAUUGCGCCUAUAAUCACAAAUUUUCUACAAAAGUAAUAAUAAUAUUAUUUAUUUAUUAAUGGAUAUGGUUAUUUAUGAUGGAACAAAUAGUUUUACUAUAGAUAGUUAUCAAACUUUUUCAAAUCUAAAAUGCUGAUACAAGUUUACAACAUUACAAGUUUAUUAUUGUUUAAUGUACCUACAUAUAUGCAAAUUGUUGAAUUAGAAAUGAUUUGACAUUAUUGUUGAAUUAGAAAUGAUUCUAUUGAACAAAUGACAUCUAUUGAACAAAAUUGGUAUGUAGAGUUUAUAAAACAAAUAAAUAAAUUCGUUAUGUUGCUCUACUAUGUGGAAAUAAGGUGCUUUGGAAAAACAAUUAGAACAUUAGUGCUAGAUAAGAAAUAGAGAUUUGCAUAUAAAUAUAGAACAAAAGACAUCGAAUUAUAUUUAUUAUAUCUCUAAUUUCUUAAGGCAGAAGGCAGAAAUAUUUGUCCAUGUUAGUUAGCAUCGCUUCUACUCUUUUGUGAUUAAUAAAUAAAUAAUUAUGUGAAUAAUA